Messenger RNA from Ostrea edulis (European flat oyster), 941 nucleotides. RefSeq lists its product as uncharacterized. The transcript is spliced from 4 exons. Bases 175 to 522 code for a protein of 115 amino acids. Lineage: Eukaryota; Metazoa; Mollusca; Bivalvia; Ostreida; Ostreidae. The record is from RefSeq and is a predicted model, not a curated record.
AUGUGAAAUAUUGUUGUGUUCCACUUUGUGGUGGUUUUGGGGGUCACAAGUUUCCCACAGAUCAGGAAUUACUCUUGAAAUGGAGGGUAGCGAUCAAACGGAUGGAUAGGAAAACAAAAAAAUUAUGGAACCCAGGAAAAGAAGACGUUGUUUGCCAUAUACACUUCACAGAAGAUGACUACAAAAUCACCGAAUCAGGUGCAACUACUGACAUGUGGUGAACGAAGACGACUUAAGUAUGGAGCUGCGCCCUCUGUUUUUGACUUCAAGAAUACCAGUACUACCCAGGAAUCUGACAGAGCUAAGCGAAAGAGGCUGCGAGAGUCUACUCAAGAUACAUGUACUCCAAUGAUUGAAGACCUGCCCAUAUAUAUGGAUGAAUUGAUUGUACAUCACAAAGUUGUCGUAGAUCAGUCAUCUACAAGUAUGUCCACAUCCAUGCCAGAAGAAAUGUGUUCAACAGCUGAGAAAGAAAUCCAGUGUGACAUACCUACCUUAGGUAGAUUUUCAAUUGAAGUUUGAGCCAAUUAACAAAAGACCUACCUCAACAGCUCGUUGAACCCAAUACUCUGUGAAGGGUCUUUCCAAAUAAUCAUGGUCCAAUACUGCUGCCUAGUGAAACAAAAGGUGUUACAGUUUGUUUGUUAUUAAACACUUUAUUUUAUAUGUGCAGUUUUACCCAUCACUACUUACUGCUUUAGAUUAACAGACUUAUAAUUUUAAAAUCAACAUUUUAUAUGCAUUACUAAUAUAGCUUGCUAUAAGUUCACUAGCGAGAUACUUUUGACUUGACGCUGCUUAUAAUUAGCGAUGUACAGGGACAUUAAGUGAGAUUCUUGCUUGUGUGAGUAAUGCAUUUUCAUGCUUAUGUUUACCUGAAUAUUUGCUUUCUCGAUGAGAUAUCUGUAUGUCAGAUUGUCUGAGGUCUCUGCACAAUGGUU